AUCCACUAACAAUUAACACCUCCGCACGUUUCUACAUUCUAGUCAAACUGAGGAUAUUUUUCUAGAUAAGAAACAAGAAGAUAAAAACUCAUCAAAUGACUGAAACAAAAAAAAUCACUCAUCAAAUAGGUAAGGCCUUAAUAAAAGAAUAUAUGUAUAGGACUUACAUAUUUGCAAUUUGUCUAUAAAUAUAAUAGGGUAUUGUAAGCUCUAAAGCCUACUUUCAAUCUUCCCAACACCAGAAAAGAAAAAUGAAGAUCUCUUUCUCUUCUAUUCUCCUCAUACUAAUUGUCAUUUUCAUCACUUCUUCUGGAAAUAAUAAAAUGGUAGGAGAAGCAAAGAAGUGUUUUGCUGGGUGGACAUGCGAAGGAGAAGAUGAGUGCAGAGAAAAGUGCAUUGCUGAUCACAAAGGAGAUGGAAUAUGUGAUUUGUUCACUGCGUUUCCGGUUCCUAAGCAAUGUCUUUGUCAAUAUGAUUGCUAGUUUCUCUCUAUGAAUGCAAAAUAGUGCUUCUUAAAUUGUAAUGGGUAAAUCUUUAUUCCAUUUAAUUAUGUGAUCAAAAGACUAAAAGUUUAAAUAAAGUGUUCCAACAUUCGAUAAAAUCGAGAAACAUGUUAUUUUAUUAUAAAAAAGAAAGUCUUAAAUAUAUUACCAUCAUUUAAAUAAAUUAGUGCGGUAUAUGAUAAGAAUUAUGAGUAAAAUAUGAUACUAGGACAUAAAGAUAUGUUAAAUCAUAUGACAUUGCUGUCUAUGGAGGUUGAUUUCUGAGCAAUUAGAGUUUUAGAGUUCCUCUCAGGUGUAGAAGAGGAACUGAGGAAGAAGAUGGAGAAAAAACCCUCGCCAUGUCGGAAUGUAAAACACAGUGUUUUGGAUAUUGGAUAAAGGUAAUUCUUAUAUUUUUGUCACUAUAUCAGUAUUUUGACUAUUUUCCAAUGUUAAUAUUGGAGAAAAUGUUUAUGAGAUAUUUUCGGCAUGGUGCAAGACAUAUCGUUAGGAAUGGAUUACAUAGGACGAUUCAGAGUGAUGCAGUCAAACGAUAAUCUUCAUAAAAUAGGUAGAUUUGUCGGUUGGUAUAUCGUCUAUGUAACGUUUUUCAUAGUUUAUAAAAAAAAUUAACAACUAUAUGGAUCAUUGGUUGAGUCGUUAACAAAUUAUAAUUUAUCUUUUUAUAUAUCUUGCUUGUAUAUCAUAUUUUAUAUUUUAGAUUUAAGUAUAAAAUUAUUUAAUGAACUAUAAAAAGUAGAUAUACAAACAAGAAUAAAUUAGAAAAAAAAUGUGGAUUUGGAUUACCAUUACUGCUUGAUUAAGAGAUUUAGAUUAAUUUAUAAUGAUUUAAACCAAUUUAAAUUAUAUUUAACUGCUUUACAACUGUUUAACCUGAUUUGAAUAGCUUAUUACAUUUUUUUUUAUAAUAUCGUUUUGUUUGAGAUCAAUUUUUAGAACAUUUGUAGUGUCUUACUAAUAAGAAGAUAUACCAGUAGCUUUUCAGAAAAUCUAAGGUUUCUAGUCAAACUGAAGAUAUGUUUCCUAUGUGGUAUUAAGAACUCUAUCAAGAAACAAGAACAUAAUCAUUCAUUAGAUUUUGACCCAAAAAAAAAAUCACUCAUUAGAUAAGACAUUAGUCACAUUAGUAAAAAAAUAUAUAUAUGUAUAUCUAUCUACUUUGACUAAGAACUACAUAUUUGCAAUUUGCCUAUAAAUAUAAUAAAAGCAUCUCUAUCAAUGAACUUGAGAAAGCUCGAUUUCCAAAACAGUUUUAUUGAUUUUUUAUUUUUUAUUUUUUAUUUUUUUCAUUUGACUUUAAAAAUAAAAAAUAAAAAUAAGCAGAUUAAUCGCGGACCGCCAAAUGUCAUGGAACCCGCGAAACAGUAAUGAUACCGCCUUUUACGGGAGAAGUUACAGGAUACGGAUUCACAAAAGACAAUUUAUUAUAUUUUUUUUUCUUGGAACUUGUGUAAACUUGAGGUUAAAACCUCCAAUGGACAUGCUCUAAUGUAAUCCUAAGCUCGAAAGCCUACUUUCAAUAUUUCCAACACCAAGAAAAAAAAUGAAGAUCUCUUUCUCUUCUAUUCUCCUCAUACUAAUUGUCAUUUUCAUCACUUCUUCUGG
Molecule: messenger RNA, 2108 nt
Organism: Brassica rapa (field mustard)
Lineage: Eukaryota; Viridiplantae; Streptophyta; Magnoliopsida; Brassicales; Brassicaceae
Product: putative defensin-like protein 184
Source: RefSeq, a predicted model, not a curated record